AUGACUACCACAACGUCCUCUUCAGAACAAGAUGACGCCUUUGAAGAGCCGCGAUACAUCCAAUUCCCCUGCCUCCCGGAUGAUGCGACCCGCGACGGUAAACCGGUGUUGAAUAAGUAUUCUACGUUUGUCACCAAGGAUCAUGAUUUUCCGGGAGCCCAGGCGAUGUUAUAUGGUGCCGGGGUUCCAGAUCGCGACAGUAUGAAGAAUAGCCCGCAGGUUGGCAUUGCGACAGUAUGGUGGGAAGGAAAUGCUUGCAAUAUGCAUCUAUUAGAUCUUGGAAAGACUGUCAAGAAGGCAAUUACGGAUCAGGGGAUGUUGGGCUGGCAAUAUAACACGAUUGGUGUUUCAGACGCGAUUUCUAUGGGGAGCGAAGGGAUGCGGUACUCUCUUCAGUCUCGUGAGAUCAUCGCAGACAGUAUAGAGACUGUUACAAGCGCUCAAUAUCACGAUGCCUGCAUUGCUAUUCCUGGCUGUGACAAAAACAUGCCCGGCUGCAUCAUGGGGAUGGCAAGACAUAAUAGACCCUCCUUGAUGAUAUACGGUGGGACUAUCCAGGUCGGAUACUCUAAGUUACUCCGAAAGCGAAUCAACGUCUCGACUUGCUACGAAGCCGCAGGUGCAUAUGCUUAUAAUACCUUAACCCAGCCCGAUGACGGUGGAGAUCGGUCAAAAACUAAAGACGAGAUCAUGGAGGAUAUUGAGCGUAACGCCUGUCCUAGCGCUGGAGCGUGCGCUGGGAUGUAUACGGCAAACACCCUGGCAACUGCGAUUGAGUCAAUGGGUCUGACUCUACCGGGCUCCUCCUCUACCCCAGCCACAGUGCCAUCGAAGAUGCGCGAGUGUGCAAAAGCCGCGGACGCGAUCAGGACAUGCAUGGAAAAGAACAUUAGACCACGAGAUCUACUCACCAAACGCUCUUUUGAGAACGCUCUGGUGAUCACUAUGGCGCUGGGUGGAAGCACCAAUGGUGUCGUUCAUCUGAUAGCCAUGGCCAGAACUGCCGGGGUUGAAUUGACACUUGAUGACUUCCAGCGGGUGAGCAACAAAAUCCCAUUUAUCGCCGACUUGGCGCCCAGUGGGAAGUACUAUAUGGCGGAUCUAUAUGAAAUUGGUGGAAUUCCAUCAGUGCAGAAGCUGUUGGUUGCAGCAGGCCUCAUGUACGGCGAUAUUCCCACGGUAACCGGGAAAACGCUAGCCGAGAAUAUCCAAUCAUUCCCGUCUCUGCCGCAAGACCAGGCCAUAAUUCAUCCACUAGCUAACCCUAUCAAGUCUACGGGUCAUAUUCAAAUCCUCAGAGGGAACCUCGCCCCUGGUGGUGCAGUCGCUAAAAUUACUGGGAAAGAGGGCACCAAGUUCACUGGGAAAGCCCGGGUUUUUAACAAGGAACACGAGCUCGAUACCGCACUUAACCAGGGCUUAAUUCCACGCGGAGAGAACCUUGUCUUGAUCGUUAGAUACGAGGGGCCUAAGGGAGGGCCCGGUAUGCCUGAGCAGCUCAAAGCCAGUGCUGCGCUGAUGGGAGCCAAGCUCACAAAUGUCGCCCUAAUAACAGAUGGUAGGUACUCUGGCGCCAGCCAUGGGUUUAUCGUAGGUCAUAUCGUCCCCGAGGCUGCUGUUGGUGGUCCCAUCGCAGUGGUGCAAGAUGGAGACAUGAUUACGAUCGAUGCAGAGACGAAUGAGCUCAGCAUGGCAGUUUCGGAUGAGGAGAUCGCUACGAGGAUGAAGAGCUGGAAAUCACCGAAGCCGCAUGUUACACGUGGCACGUUGGCCAAGUACGCAAAGCUUGUUGGUGACGCUUCGCAUGGCGCAAUGACGGAUAUGUUUUGA
Messenger RNA from Blastomyces dermatitidis ER-3, 1830 nucleotides. Its product is annotated as dihydroxy-acid dehydratase. The transcript is spliced from 3 exons. NCBI's taxonomy places the organism in Eukaryota, Fungi, Ascomycota, Eurotiomycetes, Onygenales, Ajellomycetaceae. Bases 1 to 1830 code for a protein of 609 amino acids. Gene Ontology annotation, biological process: branched-chain amino acid biosynthetic process. Gene Ontology annotation, cellular component: mitochondrion. The record is from RefSeq and is a predicted model, not a curated record. Gene Ontology annotation, molecular function: dihydroxy-acid dehydratase activity.